CGGGGAGCCCGGCAGCUGCACCGUCACUCGCCAUGAGGGCAGCGCUGGCCCCCGGUGUCCGCCUGCUCCGAGCCCUGCCCCGAGACAGCCGGUAUCGGGGGCUGACACUGGUGCUGACCUUCUUCUGCUACACCAGCUACCACCUCUCCCGAAAACCCAUCAGCAUCGUCAAGAGCCAGCUGCACCCCAACUGCUCGGCCUUGGGCCCCAACCCCCGCAAUGACUCCAACAACAGCGCGUGGUGCAGCUGGGCACCCUUUGAUGGGGACAACUACAAGGAGCUUUUUGGGGCCCUGGAUAAUGCCUUCCUGGUGGCCUAUGCCAUUGGGAUGUUUAUCAGCGGGAUUUUUGGGGAGCGCCUACCCCUGCGUUACUACCUGUCAGGGGGGAUGGUGCUGAGUGGGCUCUUCACUGCACUCUUUGGCCUUGGCUACUUCUGGGACAUCCAUGUCCUCUGGUACUUCAUCAUUGUCCAGGUCUGCAACGGGCUGGUUCAGACCACCGGCUGGCCCUCCGUUGUGGCGUGCAUUGGGAACUGGUUCGGGAAGGGAAAGAGAGGUUUGAUCAUGGGCAUCUGGAACUCACACACCUCCGUUGGCAACAUCUUGGGGUCGCUCAUCGCUGGGGCGUGGGUUUCCUCCACCUGGGGCUUGUCCUUUGUUGUGCCCGGCAUCAUCAUCGCUGUCAUGGGCAUCAUCUGCUUCUUCUUCCUUAUAGAGUAUCCUGAGGAUGUUGGCUGCAGCCCGCCUCUGCACCAUAUGGCCACUGAUGAGGAGGAUGCUAGAGGGGUGACCUGCAAUGAGAAGGAUCCUGGAGCAGUCACCUCCAAUGAAGGGCCACUGAGCAUCACAGGCCAGACAACAGAUCACACCAACAGCCCCAAGCAGCCAGCUGAGGAGCCCGAAGCCAUCAGCUUCCUUGGGGCCCUCCGGAUCCCCGGUGUGGUGGAGUUCUCCCUCUGCCUGCUCUUUGCUAAGCUGGUGAGCUACACCUUCCUCUACUGGCUGCCCCUCUACAUUGUGAAUGUUGCUCAUUUCAGUGCCAAGGAAGCCGGGGACCUCUCAACUCUCUUUGAUGUUGGGGGCAUUUUAGGGGGGAUCUUUGCUGGCCUCAUCUCUGACUACACGGGCGGCAGGGCCACCACAUGCUGCGUGAUGCUGGUUGUUGCUGCUCCCAUGCUGUUCCUGUAUAACCACGUUGGCCAGAAUGGCAUUGGCACAUCAGUAGUUAUGCUGAUCAUCUGUGGCGCCCUGGUUAACGGGCCCUACGCUCUCAUCACUACGGCAGUUUCAGCAGAUUUGGGAACUCAUGAGUCUCUCAAAGGCAACGCCAAAGCCCUUUCUACCGUGACAGCCAUAAUUGAUGGCACAGGAUCUGUAGGUGCUGCGCUGGGGCCACUGCUGGCAGGGCUCAUCUCCCCCACGGGCUGGAAUAAUGUCUUCUACAUGUUGAUAGCAGCUGAUGUCUUGGCUUGUGUGCUCCUCGCUCGUGUGGUGGUCAAAGAGGUCCGUGGGUGGUGUGGCUUCAUGGCAAGGAAAAGAGGGUUUAAGGAGUUUUGACGUCCCCCCACAAGACACCCUGAGCUGAGAGGCUUUGGAGGGAGGAGAGGCUGGGGCACGCCAGGAGCGUGUUUUGUCUUGGCAGAGCCAAGACACGGCCUUGGGCAUGGCCCCGUGAGUUCCUACAGCCACCGUGGCUUUCCUUCCAAGGGAGGCAGUGACAAGGAGCAGUCCGAGGGCCUCAGCCGUCUGGUUCUCUGGGUCAAUUCUUCACCGUUGGCCCUUUUCUUAAUAAAAAUCUGCAAAAUC
Apus apus (common swift) is the source of this 1808-nucleotide messenger RNA. RefSeq names its product solute carrier family 37 member 2 (gene SLC37A2). Lineage: Eukaryota; Metazoa; Chordata; Aves; Apodiformes; Apodidae. Gene Ontology annotation, cellular component: endoplasmic reticulum membrane. Gene Ontology annotation, biological process: phosphate ion transmembrane transport; glucose-6-phosphate transport. The coding region runs from base 33 to 1559 and encodes 508 amino acids. The transcript is spliced from 18 exons. Gene Ontology annotation, molecular function: glucose 6-phosphate:phosphate antiporter activity. The record is from RefSeq and is a predicted model, not a curated record.